Messenger RNA from Priceomyces carsonii, 1152 nucleotides. It is a transcript of the gene LEU2, whose product is annotated as 3-isopropylmalate dehydrogenase. Gene Ontology annotation, molecular function: NAD binding; 3-isopropylmalate dehydrogenase activity; magnesium ion binding. NCBI's taxonomy places the organism in Eukaryota, Fungi, Ascomycota, Pichiomycetes, Serinales, Debaryomycetaceae. The transcript has a single exon. Gene Ontology annotation, cellular component: cytosol. The coding region runs from base 1 to 1152 and encodes 383 amino acids. Gene Ontology annotation, biological process: L-leucine biosynthetic process. The record is from RefSeq and is a predicted model, not a curated record.
AUGUCUCAACCAGAGAAUAAGAAGUCAAAAACAUCUGUUACUAAGACGAUUACAAUAUUGCCAGGUGAUCAUGUCGGUAGCGAAAUUUGCAAUGAAGCUGUAAAAGUCUUGAAGGCUAUCGAGGAAAAUACUCCAUUUCAGAAUAUCAAAUUUGAUUUCAAGAAUCACUUAAUAGGAGGAGCAGCUAUAGAUGCUACCGGUAACCCUUUACCGGAUGAAACUUUAGAAGCAGCUAAACACUCAGAUGCUGUUCUUUUAGGAGCAGUAGGUGGCCCUAAAUGGGGUACUGGUGCCGUGAGACCAGAACAGGGUUUAUUAAAAAUCAGGAAAGAAUUGAACUUAUAUGCUAACUUGAGACCCUGUAACUUUGCUUCUGAUGCAUUGUUGGAAUUGUCUCCUUUGAAGCUGAAAAUUGUCAAGGGAACUAAUUUUACAGUGGUUCGUGAAUUAGUUGGUGGAAUCUAUUUUGGUGAAAGACAGGAGCAGUCGGAGUCUGACGAUAAAGAGACUGCUUGGGAUACUGAGAAAUAUACUGUAGCUGAGGUUUCUAGGAUCACCAGGAUGGCUGCCUUCAUGGCUUUGCAACAUAACCCGCCCUUACCAAUUUGGUCUCUAGACAAGGCCAAUGUGCUCGCUUCUUCCAGGUUAUGGAGAUCUACAGUUGAAAAGGUUAUCAAAGAGGAAUUCCCUCAGCUUCAGGUUCAACAUCAGUUGAUAGACUCUGCUGCUAUGAUAUUAGUUCAAAGUCCAUCUAAAUUGAAUGGUAUAAUCAUCACUUCUAACAUGUUUGGAGAUAUUAUUUCCGACGAGGCAUCAGUUAUUCCAGGAUCUUUGGGUUUGUUACCGUCUGCAUCUUUAGCUUCAUUGCCUGAUACGAAUUCUGCUUUUGGCUUGUACGAACCAUGCCAUGGCUCUGCACCAGAUUUGCCUGCAAAUAAGGUCAAUCCUGUUGCCACGAUCCUUUCUGUUGCCAUGAUGUUGAGAUUAUCUUUGGAUUCACUCAAAGAAGCCGAAGCAUUGGAAAGUGCAGUAGGUAAGGUGAUUGAUUCUGGAGUAAGAACGGCAGAUUUGCUUGGAACGAACUCUACUACUGAAGUUGGUGAUGCCAUUUGCAAUGCCGUAGUCGAAAUCUUGAAAGACUCGGCAACCUAA